AUGAAUAAGCGACAGAGGAUGAAGUGGAGACCCAUCCCUGUUUGUGGUGCGGAUAAGGCACGGAAGGAUAAGGGGGUCCUAACCCUGCACCCGGAGCACCAGCAGCAGACUUGGCUUGCCUUGCCUUCGUCUCUCACUCGCGUGAGAGAGCAGUCUCGGUUGAUCGAUACCAGGCCGCAACCGGUGAUUUUGCUGUCACUCACACACACAACUAAGACAAUGGCAGCUAUGGCUUGCGCCUCUGCUCCCGCUACGGCUUUGGUGCCUAGCUCCAGCAGCUGCUGCUGCGGCAGCAGCUCCUCGUCCUCGCUCAUCGGCACCCGUGUCGCCAUUGCGCCGUUGCGAGUGAACAAGGUGGCGUGCCGGAGCUUGGUGGCGGUGUCGGCGUCCGCUGCUGCAGUAGAAGAGCAGACGGAGGAGAAGAACGUGCAGCGGCUGUUGGGUAUUUACCAGGAGAAAGUGGUGCCUGCAUUGCAGGAGGAGUUUAAAUACGGGAAUUCAUUCGAGAUUCCUCAGGUGAAGAAGAUUAUCGUCAAUUGUGGUGUUGGGGAGGCGUCACAAAAUGCUAAAGCCCUAGAAGGGACAAUCCGAGACAUUGCCGCCGUGACCGGUCAGAAGUCCGUCGUCACUCGCUCCAGGAAAGCUAUUGCUGGUUUCAAGCUCAGGGAGGGUGUACCUGUUGGUGUUACCCUCACAUUACGCGGUGAUGUCAUGUAUUCCUUCUUGGACAGGCUCUUGAACUUGGCACUCCCACGUACUAGGGAUUUCCAAGGAGUGAACCCCUACAGUUUCGACGGAAGAGGCAAUUACACACUGGGCCUUCAGGAGAUUAGUGUGUUCCCCGAAAUCAAGUUCGAGAACAUUGACAAGGUACGUGGGUUGGACAUUUGCAUCGUCACCUCCGCAAAGAACGACGCGGAAGGUCACAAGCUUCUCUCAUUGCUGGGUAUGCCCUUCAAGGAAAUGGGUGGUGGCCGCAUGUCCGCUUCAGCUGCGAAGAAGGCCACACGCGUGACCUUCAGGGGGAGGAGAAAGUAGAAGCAACAAUUAGGUUAGAUACAGCUUUUUUCUCUCGUGAUUGAUGCUCCACUACCUAUUUCUAGGUUUUAGGUCUCGAUUUGUCGAUUUUUAUCAACCUCAUCAAUUUUACAUCAACAAGUCUCCUAUGUUGAAGAAACCUUCCCACCUAACACACACGCUUCUGUCAUGUCGAGGGGAAACAUCACCGACGCAAUAACUGUGUGAUUGAUUUCCCCCCCUCGACACUUGCAUGAUGCAAACUGUGACAACGAUGUCAUUCCAUGAGCAGGAUAUCUGAUCACUACUAACGCACUAGUCUGCGGGAAGGCUUAUCUUUGAAAAUUGA
This is a messenger RNA of Physcomitrium patens, 1366 nucleotides long. RefSeq lists its product as uncharacterized. Gene Ontology annotation, cellular component: ribosome. Lineage: Eukaryota; Viridiplantae; Streptophyta; Bryopsida; Funariales; Funariaceae. Gene Ontology annotation, biological process: translation. Gene Ontology annotation, molecular function: structural constituent of ribosome. The record is from RefSeq and is a predicted model, not a curated record.